Molecule: messenger RNA, 4595 nt
Organism: Tyto alba (common barn owl)
Lineage: Eukaryota; Metazoa; Chordata; Aves; Strigiformes; Tytonidae
Product: dual specificity testis-specific protein kinase 2-like
Exons: 10
Coding region: 328-1281 (317 amino acids)
Biological process (GO): actin cytoskeleton organization; protein phosphorylation
Cellular component (GO): cytoplasm; nucleus
Molecular function (GO): protein serine/threonine kinase activity; ATP binding
Source: RefSeq, a predicted model, not a curated record
GGCAUUGUUUAAGGUCUUGCCAGAGGAGAAAACCACCUGGACAAAAGAAGGAAAUCCUUGCAAGAGAAAAUGAGGAGCCAGGAGGGGAGCGCAAGGAAAACAGGGUAGCUCGCUGGGCAGCAAGCCAGGCCAGCCAUACUUGAAGCAGAGACUGCACUGCAGUGUGGAGACACAUGCUUGGGACUGACUACCAAGGUAACUGGGGAUGCAUCCACAUCCUAACAUGAGCUUUUGGUCAUCGGAGCUUCGCCCCGCAAAUGGACUUGCCUGGCUGACCUGUUGGAUUUGCUGAGAUCACUGACACAUCUUCCCUCUGCUGCCCCCACGAUGUGCGAGGCAGGGCUCAUCGCACCGGAGCCCUCCAGCCCCAUGCAGUACUAUGGUGAGUCAUCCGACACCUACUACCAUGUGGACCGCUGGCAGAGGCUGCGCACGGCUGUCAGGAAGCUGGAGUUCUGGGAAAACUUCAACGCCGAGCUGAUAGGCAGCGGUUUCUUCUCCAAGGUCUACAAGGUGACCCAGGCUGCUGCUUGUAAAGUGAUGGUGGUGAAGAUCUACAAGAAUGACGUGGACCAAGAGGUGAUUGUGCGUGAGAUCAGCCUGCUGCAGAAGCUGUCCCACCCCAACAUCGUCAGGUACCUUGGGAUAUGUGUGAAGGAUGACAAGCUGUACCCCAUUCUGGAGUACGUGAAUGGGGGUUGCCUGGAGGAGCUCCUGGCCAGCAAAGACACUGCUUUGACGUGGAAGGAAAAAGUGGACUUAGCUUCUGACAUCACCAGAGGAAUGAUCUACCUGCACUCCAAGAAUAUCUACCACCGAGAUCUCAAUUCCAAGAACUGCCUCAUUCGGGUGACACUACGGGGCCGUGAGGCACUGGUGACAGACUUCGGGCUGGCCAGGGAGGUGGUGGAGCUGCCUAUGAAGGAUGUGGAGAGGAAGCUGUCUCUGGUGGGCUCUGCUUUCUGGAUGGCUCCUGAGAUGCUGCGGGGAGAGCCCUAUGACCGGAAGGUGGACGUGUUUUCCUUUGGUAUUGUCCUCUGUGAAAUCCUGGGCAGGAUCCCAGCUGACCCUGAAGUGCUUCCCAGGACCCAGGAUUAUGGUUUGGAUGUUGCUGCCUUCCAAGGGAUGAUCAGUGAAUGCCCAAAGAGGGUGAUGGACCUCACUGCUAGCUGUUGUCGGGUGGAAGCAUUUAAGAGGCCAUCUUUCUCUGAAAUCCUGGAUGAAUUGGAGGAUGUCGCAGAGAGCCUAGAACCUAGGAGGGACAAUCAACUUUCAGGCUGAGCUGUCUGCCUCCUGCAAGACUUGGCAGAGAAUCAUCCAAACUGUAAAUAAACUGUCUGGGGGGUCAGGAGUGAAGAAGGAAGGUGGGGAAGGGAAGAGCUAAGUGAUGUGCUAGUCUUUAUUUAAUCAUAGUUUUGGUCUCUAAUUUCUUGGAUGGAAAACAUGGUUAAAAAUGGAGAAGGGACUUACCAAGGGUAUAUUUUUCCUAGCUAAGGUUUUUAACAGAUGUAAUUAGGAUGCUGAGCAGCUUUUGUCUGUUUGCUUGUUAAAAGAAAAUGAUCCUGGAGACCUGAAUUCCCUUGAAGAUGCUUUCCAAAUCCCCAACAGAAACAUCAUCUUCUCCUGCUUCCCUGUGUCCCCUGGACCCAGGGCCUUCCCCUCCUCCAUUCCUGUGGCCUUGGGGAAUUGCCUUUCAGGGGGCUGGGGUCUGUGUAGUGUGAAGGAGGGGGGUUUUGGGGUGCUUGGUGAGCCUGAGAGUCACCUUGUAUUUCAAAGCCUUAAAGCACCUGUCCAGCAGCCUUGCAGGAACAGGUAUGCUCUGUAAAGUCUGGCUGGGUCUCCUGGCAUCAUGUUCAGGGCACACCCAGGCACACAGGCAUCUGGCAAGGUUUUGGAGAGUCAGCUGGGGCCACCCAUGGAGUGCUGACCUGUGCCAGCUGAGGUGAUUGGGAGGGUGUGCAUUAUCAAGAUACAAACUAACCAAGUAAUAUUUCCUGUCAGAUAAGCUUUGUCAGACACAUGUCCCAGCAGCAUGGCAGUCUGUAUUUCUUCUCACCACCCUUGACAGAGGCUCAAAGAUGGAGGGAUCUGCCUCCCCACUUCUCAUCCUGCUGCACACACAGUGAUGAGCGCAGUGCCAACAGCUUGUGAGGCCAAAACAGGGGAGAACUGGGUCCAAAAUCAUCCAGCAUCUCACCCAUUUCUCUUCCUGGCCCAGCACUCGUCACCUCCUUUGCAAUGUGGGACACUUAUGGACCAUAGGGAUCAGCUGUCCAGGAAGGCACUUUGUUUUGAUACCAGGUUGUCUUCUGUGAGCCAGAGGAGGGUGAUGGAUCUGUGAAUCCAAACCAGAGGUGGAAAGAAUAAUGGCUAGAAGUGGUCUGGCACUGCAAAUGAAGAAAAAAGGUGAGCAGUGAAGUCCCUGCCCCAGAUCAACUGAUUGCUGGCCUAUUGGUCUGAAAGACGUGUUCUGCUGGGACCAAAAUAUUUGUGGGUGUAAAUAGGUGUAAUGUCUGUAUAGUGGUGCAGCUGUGGCUCUGUUUUUGUAGACUGUAGGCUCUUGCAGCAAGGAUCAUUCAUCUGUCCUCCAGAAAGUAUUUGUACAGUGUUUAGCCCAGUGGGCCUUCAACCUACAGCCUGAAGGCUGUUCUCUCACAUUAUUGUAGACCUACCUGGGGGCCUCAUCUCAAGCUCUUGGAGAUGGAUUUUACGUUGUAUAUAGCCCAACGUCUCCGUUCCAUGGUGCCUGUACAUGUGGAGUGUUGGUGUGCUGGGACAGAGAUGUAGUGGAAGAGCAUGGUGCGUUUUCACCAGGGAUCAUAAGGAAUUGGGAGCUGGCACGAAAUGCACUGAAUGGCACCAGGGUCAUCUCCAGGGGGCACCUGCAGCUCCUUAUUUCCCAGAGGUGCCGUUGUGCUUUUGUGGGAUUCUUUCUGUGAGAAACCUCCUGCUCAACAGUAAACUGCCCAGCAUAUACCUUCAUCCCAGCUGGAUGCUGCUGGUGGGGGGAAGCAAAGCCUUGAGAAGUAGAAAAUGAAAUAAGGGAAGCUUUUCAACCUGGAGGAGGGAGAGUGGCCACUUUUUGACUUGCACCAGUUUGGGGACUUUAGACCAGUGGAGUGAAAUGGACUGCAACAUCAGUGCAAACAGCACUGAUACAUGUGUGUGUCUUCAGUGAGAACCAGCCACCACCAGCAAUGUGUUGGAUGAAAAUCAAAGGGUGUAUAUUUGGCUACCAGGAGAUGGACCUGAAGAGCUAACUGCAACUUCCCAAGGCUUCCCAGGCUCCCCUGGGCUCUUCUUCCAUAGAGGAAUAGGCUUGAGAAUGGGGAAUCCAACAGUAUGUCCUAACACUCAAAGCAUUAAGGAUACAAAACCUUUUCCAAAGGCCACUAUUGAUGAAGGAUAGCUGUCCACCUUGGCUCAGUCCCUGGCUAGAUGCAGUGCUUUCACAAAGCCUUUCCCCAGUCUUCCCCAUGCUGUCUGGUCUACCAGGCUGGAGUCUGUUCAUCCUCUGCCCUCCCUGCACAAGAGUAGACUAAAGGAAGAUCCCUCAGCAUACUGAUCCCUCAAAUGGCCUGUUAUGGGGUGAAGAUGUCUUGUUCCAGGGGCACUUCCCUGCAGGGAUGUUCCCCUGCUGGCCAUCUCCUUGCCAAGACCAGCAAGGUGUGAUGCUGGUGGUGCCCUACCAUAGACUGGGCUGAUCCAUACAUCUGACUUUGGUCCCACAGAGCAACAGCCAUGGGGCUGGGACACAGUAGAAGAAGCGUGUGGAGUUCUGUAUGCUUUGGUAUUGCUGUGGUACGAAGGAAGAUCUUUUGGUUUUAUUUAUCUGCUUGGGGAUAAGAAGCGUGCUCAAGGAUUAAACAGAUUCAGGGCGAGGUGGGAUAUUUUCUGCACAGAGCACAGAGGAUAGCCAGCGUGAUCUGAGCUGUGAUGGAUCAGAACUGUGUUUCUUUCUGGGCUUAAGUGAUCCAUCCACUCUAAUGGUGAGGCCAGAUGUUGGAUCUCAUGUGACCAAAGGAUAUCAGGUACUUGCUAGAAGGACCUUUGGUGCCUGCUGCAGGGGCAUGUGGGACCAAAACUGUCUGCAGGCACCGUGUGGACUAGAAGAGCCAAUGCUGGGAGUCUGCAGAGAACACAGGUGAUCUGGGAAGUUGGCUGGUGCAUCUCGUGGACCAAGAGUUUCUCUUCACUGGUGAGAGCUGGAGGGAGAGGUGAGCAUGGAAAACCGAGAUGCCCUCCAGGUAUGAGCUCCUGUGCUGGGAGCACAGGACCUGGCUUUCCCAUGCCAGUAUGACACUAAGUCCCUGUCUGUAGUUGAAUUUCAUGUCUCAGAGUCCUGGCACUGAAUUAAAGCAACUGCAAUGGUGGGUAGAGGGUCUGGGUGGCACAGCAGGCUUGCCUUUGCUGGACCCAACCAGGCGCUGCCUCCUCCUCUUCCCUCUGUUGGCCCCUUGCUCUGCAGGUGCCAAUGGCAUGGACCUGACCAUGCUGCACCCCACAGACCAUGCUUUCCUGCAUUAUCCACUGUGUCUUCAUUUGUUUUUAUAAAUGCCAUUGGAAAUAAAGUCUAGUGGUUCUUUUCCACAUCA